Psammomys obesus (fat sand rat) is the source of this 1832-nucleotide messenger RNA. It is a transcript of the gene Irgc, whose product is annotated as immunity related GTPase cinema. Gene Ontology annotation, molecular function: GTP binding; GTPase activity. Gene Ontology annotation, cellular component: membrane. The record is from RefSeq and is a predicted model, not a curated record. Bases 270 to 1772 code for a protein of 500 amino acids. Lineage: Eukaryota; Metazoa; Chordata; Mammalia; Rodentia; Muridae. The transcript has 2 exons.
UGCUGGCACACGCCCAGCGGGACGCUGCUGGGAGUAGAUUCAGGGUCCCACUGCGGGGCUCAGUUCUCCCUCUCUGCCUCCCCAGGCGGCAGCGGCGUGAGCCACUCUAUUUUUGUGAGUGUAGGACUGAUGUGUGAUAAGAAUCUGUGUUUUCUAAACGAGUUCCGAGAGCUCCUCCAGCGUCCCAGAAUAAACACCGGGUGAUAAGGAGACGUCAUGCCUCGGCUUUGCUGGCAGCAGCACUUUCCCCGUUACUGGGAUUGAAAAGGAUGUGUCUGCCAACCUCAGGCAUCUCAGGUUUGGUUACUCUGGGAAGGAGGCGGACGCCGAGGAGUCACGCCCCCUGUGACUGUCCCCGCCUUCCCGCCCAGCCCCGCGCCAUGGCGACAUCCAAGUUGCCCGCGGUGCCCGAGGAGGAGACCACCAUCCUCAUGGCCAAGGAGGAGCUGGAGGCGCUGCGCUCGGCCUUCGAGUCGGGCGACAUCCCGCAGGCCGCGUCGCGCCUGCGGGAGCUGCUGGCCACCACGGAGAGCACCCGGCUGGAGGUGGGCGUCACGGGCGAGUCGGGCGCCGGCAAGUCGUCGCUCAUCAACGCGCUGCGCGGCCUGGGGGCCGAGGACCCCGGCGCGGCGCUCACGGGCGUGGUGGAGACCACCAUGCAGCCGUCGCCCUACCCGCACCCGCAGUUCCCCGACGUGACGCUGUGGGACCUGCCGGGCGCCGGCUCGCCGGGCUGCUCGGCCGACAAGUACCUGAAGGAGGUGGACUUCGGCCGCUACGACUUCUUCCUGCUGGUGGCGCCGCGCCGCUGCGGCGCCGUGGAGAGCCGCCUGGCGGCCGAGAUCCUGCGCCAGGGCAAGAAGUUCUACUUCGUGCGCACCAAGGUGGACGAGGACCUGGCGGCCACGCGCAGCCAGCGGCCGUCGGGCUUCAGCGAGGCGGCCGUGCUGCAGGAGAUCCGCGAGCACUGCGCCGAGCGCCUGCGCGCCGCGGGCGUGCACGAGCCGCGCAUCUUCCUGGUGUCCAACCUGUCGCCCGCGCGCUACGACUUCCCGCUGCUCGUGUCCACCUGGGAGCACGACCUGCCGGCGCACCGGCGCCACGCGGGGCUGCUGUCGCUGCCCGACAUCUCGCUGGAGGCGCUGCAGAAGAAGAAGGACAGGCUGCAGGAGCAGGUGCUCAAGACGGCGCUGGUGUCGGGCGUGAUCCAGGCGCUGCCCGUGCCGGGGCUGGCGGCCGCCUACGACGACGCGCUGCUCAUCCGCUCGCUGCGCGGCUACCACCGCAGCUUCGGCCUGGACGACGACUCGCUGGCCAAGCUGGCCGAGCAGGUGGGCAAGCAGGCGGGCGACCUGCGCUCGGUCAUCCGCUCGCCGCUGGCCAGCGAGGUGUCGCCCGAGACGGUGCUGCGCCUCUACUCGCGGUCGUCGGACGGCGCCAUGCGCGUGGCGCGCGCCUUCGAGCGCGGCAUCCCCGUGUUCGGCACGCUGGUGGCCGGCGGCAUCAGCUUCGGCACCGUCUACACCAUGCUGCAGGGCUGCCUCAACGAGAUGGCGGAGGACGCGCAGCGCGUGCGCAUCAAGGCCCUGGAGGAGGACGAGAGCCCCGCCGAGGUGAGCCUGGAGGCGGCGGGCGACAGCGGCGUGGAGAAGCGGGCCUCGGCCGACGGCGCCAGCGAGGAGGCGCCGCUGUCCACCCGCCGCAAGCUCGGCCUCCUCCUCAAGUACAUCCUGGACAGCUGGAAGAGGCGCGACCUGCCGGACGACAAAUGAGAGCGCGGCCCCCGCCCGCCCGCUUCCACCUCGCCCCCGCGCCCAGCCCUUCAAAAAGCC